CAUAAAGGUCGCUGUGUGUCUUCUCUCUGUGUUGAGAAGGAAGGGAAACUUGUGAUAGAUUCUAUGUGAAAACCAGCCUUGAUCUUUAAUAAAGUCUAUGAUUUACCCUAAAGGUUCUGAAUCAACCAGUUCCAAAUUAUCUCCUAAAAAUGAUUAAUCAUUAUUUCAUCCUUUUGAUUUACCUUUCUAAAUGCAGCUCAGAUAAUGCAGACGUCGUGACUCAGAAUCAUCUGAAGAUUGUUCAAGCUGGAGACAGUGUUAACUUCACGUGUAUUUUUUCAAAAGAGUCAAGAACUACUGUUGCUUGGGUCAGACAAAGAGCUGGAGAGAAACCCCUUUUAAUCACUUCAUCAUAUCAAGCUCUGCCUGCCGAGUUUGAAAAUGAUUUUGACAAACAUAAUCGCUUUUUUGUAACAAAAGAUGCUGGCAGUUUUAAUCUAAGCAUCACAAAUGUAGAAGAAUCAGACACUGCAACAUACUAUUAUAUUAAAUAUAUAUACAAGUUCACAUUUGGGCAAGGCACAGAUCUCAUUGUUAAAGGCAGACACCUGAACAUGCAGGCUGACCAUCAGACAGCUGUGAUAGAUCCAGUGCAUCCAGAAGACUCUGCAGUGGGACUUCAGUGCACUGUCCUCACUCAGAGCUGUGCAGGAGAACACAACGUCUACUGGUUCAGACGUGAAUCUGGAGAAUCUCCUCCAGGAAUGAUAUUCACUCAGGAGCGCAGGAACGCUCAAUGUGAGAGGAGCUCGGAUGUGAACUCUACUGCACACAAAUGUAUCUACAGCCUGCCCAAGAGAAACCUCAAUCACUCUGAUGCUGGGAUUUACUACUGCGCUGUGGCUGCAUGUGGACAGAUACUGUUCGGAGAUGCAAGAAAACCUGACAUGCCAGUCUGCUCCUCUAAUGCAGAAGUUGUUCAGGAGGAUCAUUUAAAAAUAGUUCAAGCCGGAGAAGAUGUGAACCUCACUUGCACCUUUUCAAAGCUUCUGCAAGCGACAAAAGCAUGGUUUAAACAGACAGCUGAUAGAAAAAACUUGCAGAUUGUAUCUUUAUAUUUAAAACAACAACCCAGUUGGAAUGAGGACUUUGAUAAAACAAAUCGUUUUAAUGUUAUUAAAGGAGAUGAUCAUUUUAAUCUGACUAUUUUAAAGACAAAACUUUCAGACUCUGCAACAUAUUACUGUGUAGUCUCAUCAUAUUACACCAUAGAAAUGGGAGCAGGAGCUAGAUUACUUGUCAAAGAUGCAGCUGUGGACAAACACCUAACUCUUCAGCAGUCUUCAAUAGACACACUUCAUCCUGGGGAUUCUGUGAGUUUACAGUGCAACAUCUUCACUGAGAGCUGUGCAGGAGAACACAGUGUCUACUGGUUCAGACAAAGCUUGGGAGAAGCUCAAGGAGUCCUUUACACAGAAGGAGAGAGAAAUGGUCAGUGCGAGAACAGGACUGGGUCUCAAACACAGAGCUGUGUCUACAGUCUCUUCAAGAGCAACGUCAGUCACUCUGAUGCUGGGAUUUACUACUGCGCUGUGGCCGCGUGUGGAGAGAUACUGUUUGGAAAAGGAACUGAACUAAAUUUUAGAGUCUGCUCCUCUAAUGCAGAAGUUGUUCAGGAGGAUCAUUUAAAAAUAGUUCAAGCCGGAGAAGAUGUGAACCUCACUUGCAACUUUUCAAAGCUUCUGCAAGGGACAACAGCAUGGUUUAAACAGACAGCUGAUAGAAAAAACAUACAGAUUGUAUCUUUAUAUUUAAAACAACAACCCAGUUGGAAUGAGGACUUUGAUAAAACAAAUCGUUUUAAUGUUAUUAAAGGAGAUGAUCAUUUUAAUCUGACUAUUUUAAAGACAAAACCUUCAGACUCUGCAACAUAUUACUGUGUAGUCUCAUCAUAUUACACCGUUGAAAUGGGUGCAGGAACCAGAUUACUUGUCAAAGAUGCAGCUGUGGACAAACACCUAACUCUUCAGCAGUCUUCAAUAGACACACUUCAUCCUGGGGAUUCUGUGAGUUUGCAGUGCAACAUCUUCACUGAGAGCUGUGCAGGAGAACACAGUGUCUACUGGUUCAGGCAAAGCUUGGGAGAGUCUCAAGGAGUCCUUUACACAGAAGGAGAGAGAAAUGGUCUGUGUGAGAACAGGACUGGAUCUCAAACACAGAGCUGUGUCUACAAUCUCUUCAAGAGCAACGUCAGUCACUCUGAUGCUGGGAUUUACUACUGUGCUGUGGCCGCGUGUGGAGAGAUACUGUUUGGAAAAGGAACUGAACUAAAUUUUAGAGAGAGUGUUGGUGUGAAUCUAUCUCUUCUUGCUCUUGGAAUUUUAAACAUCAUAUUUUUGGCUCUUGUUGUUUUUCUGGGAAUAAAACUAUGCAGGGGUGACAGUAAAGUGCCUGCAUCUCAAGAGAGUCGAAAUGAAGACACCCUGAAUUAUGCAGCCAUUAGUUUUGGUCAGAAACCUCUGAAGACUAGAAGAGCCAAAGCAAAGAUCAGUCAGGACCAGUCUCUGUACGCACAAGUUAGAUCACACCAGUGACAUUCACAGGUUUAGAUGUGCAUAUAACUUCUACAAUGUUUACAUGUUUUCAUUAUUAUCUUGUAACAAAACAUUGGACCCAAUCCAUUUAAUUUGUCAGAAUAAUUUCAGUAAUUUCUACUCCAUUUUUAGUUGAUUGAUUUUCUUUAUCUGAAAUUAAAUUCAAAGUACAGUUCGGUAAUGUAAAGUGCAAUUAAUUUUUCACUGCUGACACCACUGUGAUUUUUGUUUUCAGUAAAUUCAUCUAUAAUGCUAUAAUGCUUAUUAGGAUCAUGUCUAGGAUUUUUCCAUAAAAUGGGUGUAGUUAACAAUCUCAUCAAAAUAUGAAUUGCAAAAUGAUCGCUAAAGGUGACCAUAUUUAAAUGCAAUUUAAUGUUUAAAUACUGCGCUAUUUAGGCUUUGUACUCUAUAUUGUUAGACAUUAGAAUUUGUUCGGCAUAGUAAGGAUAAUUGUGGGAAAGAAAGGUAGUGUGUGUUUGUGUGCCCAUGUUUUUUUGUGGAUUCAUGCAUGUAUGUUGUUAGACUGUGUGUUCU
Messenger RNA from Carassius auratus (goldfish), 3068 nucleotides. RefSeq lists its product as uncharacterized. Lineage: Eukaryota; Metazoa; Chordata; Actinopteri; Cypriniformes; Cyprinidae. The coding region runs from base 150 to 2534 and encodes 794 amino acids. The record is from RefSeq and is a predicted model, not a curated record. The transcript is spliced from 11 exons. Gene Ontology annotation, biological process: response to bacterium.